Molecule: messenger RNA, 1087 nt
Organism: Lagenorhynchus albirostris (white-beaked dolphin)
Lineage: Eukaryota; Metazoa; Chordata; Mammalia; Artiodactyla; Delphinidae
Gene: FBLL1
Product: fibrillarin like 1
Exons: 1
Coding region: 1-1011 (336 amino acids)
Biological process (GO): rRNA methylation; box C/D sno(s)RNA 3'-end processing
Cellular component (GO): small-subunit processome; box C/D methylation guide snoRNP complex; nucleolus
Molecular function (GO): rRNA methyltransferase activity; RNA binding; histone H2AQ104 methyltransferase activity
Source: RefSeq, a predicted model, not a curated record
AUGAAGUCGGCGGUGAGCGCGCGCGGUGGGGUGUCUGGCGGCCGCGGAGGUGGCUGCUGGGGCGGGGGGCGAGGAGGCGGAGGAGGAGGCGGGGGCAAAGGAGGAGGCGGGGGCAAAGGACCGGGAGGCGAUGGCGGCGGCCAGGGGGGCAAGGGCGGCUUCGGAGCGCGGACGCGCGGCUUCGGAGGCGGCAGGGGCAGGGGGCGCGGUGGUGGAGACGGCAGGGACCGCGGAGGCGGCGGGCAGCGGCGUGGCGUGGCCAAGAGCAAGAACCGCCGCAGGAAGGGCAUCACCACGGUAUCCGUGGAACCGCACCGGCACGAGGGGGUCUUUAUCUACCGCGGGGCGGAGGACGCUCUGGUCACACUGAAUAUGGUGCCCGGCCAGUCAGUGUACGGCGAGCGGCGGGUCACGGUGACCGAGGGCGGCGUGAAACAGGAGUACCGCACGUGGAACCCCUUCCGCUCCAAGCUGGCCGCGGCCAUACUGGGCGGGGUCGACCAGAUUCACAUCAAGCCCAAGUCCAAAGUGCUCUACCUGGGUGCCGCCUCGGGGACCACCGUCUCCCACGUCUCCGACAUCAUCGGUCCUGAUGGCCUAGUCUACGCGGUCGAGUUCUCCCACCGCGCCGGCCGCGAUCUGGUCAACGUGGCCAAGAAGAGAACCAACAUCAUCCCAGUCCUCGAAGACGCCCGGCACCCCCUCAAGUACCGCAUGCUCAUCGGGAUGGUGGACGUGAUCUUUGCCGACGUGGCCCAGCCAGACCAGUCCCGCAUCGUGGCUCUGAAUGCCCACACCUUCCUGCGCAACGGGGGCCACUUCCUCAUUUCCAUCAAGGCCAAUUGCAUCGACUCCACCGCCUCUGCUGAGGCGGUGUUUGCUUCUGAGGUGAGGAAGUUGCAGCAGGAGAAUUUGAAGCCUCAAGAGCAGCUGACCCUGGAGCCCUAUGAGAGGGACCACGCUGUGGUCGUCGGGGUCUAUCGGCCCCUUCCCAAGAGCGCCAACAAGUAGCAACCCAGCUCGGGCUGUCCCUGAGAUAAUGCUUAAGACUGUGCUAUGUUCAGUGUUACUCUAUGUGUGUUUUCUU